ACUUUCACUUUCUCACAUAUUAGCCCCACUUGCUUCCUCCUCUCUUUUCUCCUUCUUCUUCCUCCUCCUCAUCUCUCUCUCUUCUCUGUAUCACCCCAAAAACGAAGAACAUUGAAGCUUCUUUACCUUUUCACACAUAAAUGAGAGACCUUGAGCACUUAAAGACUAACCUGAAUCAUCCAUGGCCACCUAUCGGAGCUCCGAUGAAUCUCCGGCGAGAAGAGCCAUGGAAAUCUCAAUUCGACGACUCAGUUAACGCUGUCUCCUUUGGCUUCGUUGCUACAGCUAUUCUCAUCUCUAUGUUCCUCGUCAUGGCUAUCUUCGAGAGACUGAUUCGGACAACCACUACUUCAACUACUAACUCAGAUUCCUCUUCAAGUCGGGUCCUUCCGGGUAUGGAUUCUCGGGUCGGAUUUAAUGGUGCUGCAACUAAACUCGGUUAUCAAUCUCCCAAGAUGACUGUUUACUCAAACGGGGUAUCGGUAUUGAUGCCAGGAGAUGAUAUCCCUACGUUCAUCGCUCAUCCAGCGCCCGUGCCUUGUCCUCCUCAAAACAUCUCACAGUCUCAGGAUCAACAUAGCUCAUCAAGAGACUCCUCCAACUCAAACUCCAUUCAAGAAUGUUAAAGACUGUUUAUUUAUCUUAUCUCCAUCACCAUUCACCAUUGGCUUAUUUGACAUUCGAGCGACCAACCACAUUCAGUUGAGUUGAGUUUGGCAUCGGAUGUUUUUGUUUUCUUGUAUUGUUCUUUUUUUUUUCUCUCCCGAUGAUUUCGCUACAUUGAUUGGGUUCGGGGAGAUUAUUUAUCCGCAUUUUGUGUAAAUAGCAUUAGGAUCAAAAACUGGUUUAUGCCCUUUAGCUUAUAGCCUUAAGCAUAUAUUCAAGAUUUGACUUGGGUUUAUUUAGUUUCUCUGUUAUUUUGCUUUUUA
Messenger RNA from Arabidopsis lyrata subsp. lyrata, 929 nucleotides. RefSeq lists its product as uncharacterized. The record is from RefSeq and is a predicted model, not a curated record. The transcript has 2 exons. NCBI's taxonomy places the organism in Eukaryota, Viridiplantae, Streptophyta, Magnoliopsida, Brassicales, Brassicaceae. The coding region runs from base 141 to 626 and encodes 161 amino acids.